Hirundo rustica (Barn swallow) is the source of this 761-nucleotide messenger RNA. It is a transcript of the gene MTLN, whose product is annotated as mitoregulin. Gene Ontology annotation, cellular component: mitochondrial inner membrane. The transcript has a single exon. The coding region runs from base 15 to 191 and encodes 58 amino acids. The record is from RefSeq and is a predicted model, not a curated record. Gene Ontology annotation, biological process: positive regulation of mitochondrial membrane potential. Lineage: Eukaryota; Metazoa; Chordata; Aves; Passeriformes; Hirundinidae.
GGAGCGGGGCCGGGAUGGUGCUGGAGGCGCUGCGGCCGCGGGUCGUGCGCUGGGCGCUGCUGGCCGCCUUCGCCGCCGGCGCGGUGGUGGGCUGGCAGGCGGGCCGGGCGCGCCGCCGCUUCCUGCGCUGGCGGCAGCGGUACCUCCAGCGCCGCCUCGCCGCCGCGCAGGAGAAGCUGGAAGCGGCCUGAGCGCCGGCAGCCGCAGCCGGGCGGCCCCCGGCCCUGGCAGCGGGCUCCGGGUGGCUCCUCCGGCGGCUUCGGUGGGCGCUGCCUGAGCCGCUGGAGACGGGUGAAGCGCCGCUGGGGAAGGACAGCGUCCCUGGGAUGGCAGGGCUGCCGGCUGGACAGCAUCCGUGGAACUGCAGUGCUGCCCGAGAAGACGGCAUCCGUGGAACAGGACUUCUGCUCUUCACAAAGCAAGAUCCCAAACUGUGUCAGACUAACCUAACAAAGAGCUGAGGAUAUGCGAGCAACGAUCCCAGACCUGGAACGGACUGCUCAGGGAGGUUUGGAGUCCCCGUCCCUGGAGGUGUCCAAGGAACAACUGGACGUGGCACUCAGUGCUCUGGACCGGGUGACGAGGUGGGAUCGGUCACGGGUUGCACUCGAUGAGUUCGGAGAUCUUUUCUAACCUCAGCGAUUCCAUGAUUCUGGGAUUUCCAUAUUUCACAGGGUUGUCUGCACUCGUCCAGCUCUAAGCCUGCUGCUCUGCCCUUGCCUGGAGGAAGCGCUGCCAACACAAUAAAUUAGCAAAAGUCA